Molecule: messenger RNA, 342 nt
Organism: Blepharisma stoltei
Lineage: Eukaryota; Ciliophora; Heterotrichea; Heterotrichida; Blepharismidae
Source: the annotation of a GenBank genome assembly
AUGAACACUGAUAACACAAAAACCAUAAAUCCGAAACAGAAGCAACAAAAUUUAUCAUUAUUUGAAUCUCCCUCAUUGGCUUAUUCAAAUGAUAACUCUUCUUAUAAUAUCCCUCUUACACCUCCCUCUAAAAACUCCCAAGAAGACAGCUUAUUUUCCCAUCGAGGGUUUUCAUCCCCAAAAGUUGUCAAAGCAGCCCACAAUAUUAUAGAGUCGCCAGUCUGCAUAAGGAAGCUUUCAUUUGAUAGAAAAGAACCAAGAAUAGUGAUUCUGAACAAGAGACCGAUUUCAUCUAAUUUAUUGCUUGAUUCGCCACGUAACACUGGCGAAACUGAAAUUUAA